This is a messenger RNA of Fusarium vanettenii 77-13-4, 2130 nucleotides long. RefSeq lists its product as uncharacterized. Gene Ontology annotation, cellular component: fungal-type vacuole membrane. Gene Ontology annotation, molecular function: oligopeptide transmembrane transporter activity. The transcript is spliced from 3 exons. The record is from RefSeq and is a predicted model, not a curated record. The coding region runs from base 1 to 2130 and encodes 709 amino acids. NCBI's taxonomy places the organism in Eukaryota, Fungi, Ascomycota, Sordariomycetes, Hypocreales, Nectriaceae.
AUGGUCCAAGCUACAGAUGGUGCCAGUAUUUCCAAUGGCGAGACCGAGGAAGACGAUCCAUACAAGCCACUCUCAGGCGUGCCCAUGUAUGAUGGCCGUAGAUUGGUGACCAUCCGUGCCAUCUUGACUGGUGGUGUGCUUGGCUCUCUGAUUGCCUGCUCAAACCUGUAUCUCGGGUUAAAGACUGGCUUCGGUGCCGAUGCCUCCUUGUUCUCAGCCAUCUUUGGCUACGCUAUUUGUAAACUCCUCGAAAAGUCCAAGAUACCCUUCCUGUCCGGCCACUUCGGUCCACACGAGAACAACAUCGUCCAGGCAACGGCUCUGGGAUGUAUCGGCGUUGGCUUCAUGUUCAUGAGCGGCGUGCCUGCCAUGUACCAGCUGAAGCUUCUUGGACCUGGCCCUCAAUCCGACUACGGAAGAAUGCUCUGUCUCACACUUGUAGCCGGGUUUUGGGGCCUCGGUUUUGCCGUUCCUCUCAGGCGCAUGUUCAUCCUCAGGCUGGCACGUCAACUGAGCCUUUACUUUCCUCUGGGACAAGCGUCAGCCAUUACGAUACGCGCUCUUCAUUCAACGACUGAGGGCUCCAUGGGGGCCAGGGAGAAGAUCAAGGCAAUCAGCUACUCCUUUUCGGCAUCUGUUGUAUGGUCCGUCGCCACCUCUUACGCCCCAGGAAUUCUCUACCAGUGGAAUCCCUUUUGGUGGAUCUACAAAUGGGGAGGCCAUGGUAUUCUCAGCGCCGUGAACUGGGGAUGGCUCUCCUGGCAAUGGUCCCCUUCUAUGAUCGGAGUGGGCAUGCUCAUCGAUCUUAAUGCUUCUCUGUCCUAUCUUCUCGGAACAGUUCUGGCCUGGGGAGUAAUUGGGCCAAUACUCGUGGCAAAGGGUGAAGCCAUCGGGAUUCCCUACGAUCCCACCAACCCCAAGCUGAUCACCUACAAUGCCUUUGUUCCCGAGCAGCUGAAGACGAACCCUUCGCCUCGAUACUGGGUGCUGUGGCCAGCCGUCCUGAUGAUGCUUGCUGUUUCCAUCGCCACAAUUCUCCUAGAGACCAAGAACUUUGGAAAGCUUGGCAAGUAUGGACUCCAGCGGCUGGAGUCUAGGGUUGCUAAGUAUACGGGAAGACGCCUGCUCUUCAAGGCCGACUCUGAUCCGGGCGCUCUGGCUCUUGGAGACUUUGAAAUCCAGGACCCUGUGCCAAAGGAAUAUCAGGUUCGCUGGUGGGAGUGGUCAUCUGUGACAGUUCUGGCAUUCGUGUUUGCCAUGAUCACUCUCAAGUACACCUUCGGUGUGCCCCCUACACUCAUCCUACUCAAUAUCUUCCUAGGCUUUAUCUGGUCAUUCGUAGUGAUCCAAGUCUUUGGAGCAUCUGGUACCAACCCCAUCUCAGCUGUUGCGAAGGGUUCCCAGUUUAUCACCGGCGGCGUGCUUCGUAACCAGGUCGAGAAGCAGGGAUUUGACCAUGCUGCCCGCUCCACUCUCGUGGGGACGGUCUUGUCUUCUGCGGCUGCCAACCAGGCUGGCGAGCUGUGCCAGGAUUUCCGCACAGGCUUUCUCUUGGGAACGCCAGCCCGGGCUCAGUGGCACGCUCAGUUGUUGGGUACGCUCAUAGCCGUCUUUCUAUCCCCAGGCCUGUUUGUCUUGUUCACCAAAGCGUUUCCAUGCAUCACCGAUGCAUCGGCCACAACCUGCCAGUUUGCUCUGCCAUCAGUCACAGCAUGGCGAGUUGUCACCGAAGCCAUUCUCGCCGAAGACUUUCCCAUUAGCCAGUCCAGUUGGAUAUUUUCUGUCAUCUUCUCUAUCCUGGGAAUGGCUCUUAUUGUCCUAAAGCGGUACUUGGCACAGAGGUCGCAUUUAAAGAAGUGGGAGGCAUUUGUACCCAACAUGUCGCUUGUUGGACUCGCAAUGACCAUUCCUGGGUCUACCACGACAGUCACAGUGGCCAUCGGUUCAGUCAUUGCGUGGAUAUGGAAUAAGCGCUGGCCCAAGUCCCACGCCAGAUUCAUGUACGCCGUCGCAUCAGGCGGUAUUGCCGGAGAGGGUGUUGGCUAUGUUGUCCUCAGUGUUCUCCAGAUCGCGGGGGUCGGCGGCAGUCAGCUUGGAACAAUGAUCGGAUGUCCUGGAGGUGCGUGUUGA